CUUUGUCUCCUUUGUUCCCAGCGGUGGCAGAGCCGCGGCGGGAGGGGCGGGCAGCGGGCGCAGUUUUCCGCCCCUCGGUCUCCGGGUAACAGCUGCGGCUCCGCCAGACCCACCUCCGGGGGGAGGGAAGGUCGCCGCGCGCAGAUCCCGAGCGAGCCCGGAGCUGCCCGCCGCGGACGCCGCGCCGCGCGCAUCCCGCAGGCAGGUCGGGCGGUGACUCCUGCUCAGGUCAUGCUGUUAUCUCCUGACCCAGCCAGCCCUGCCAGGUGACCAUGCCUGUCCUCGGCCCAGUUCUUCUCCAGGUGCUCUGGGCCGGGUGUGUCCUCACCCUACAGUCCCCUCUACCAGCUGCUUUUACUGCCAAUGGCACACAUCUACAGCACUUGGCAAGGGACCCCACCUCAGGUACCCUUUAUGUAGGGGCCACCAACUUCCUGUUCCAGCUGAGCCCUGGGUUGCAGCUGGAAGCCGUGGUGUCCACAGGCCCUGUGAAUGACAGCCUAGAUUGUCUGCCACCUGUGAUACCUGAUGAAUGUCCCCUAGCCCAACCUACUAACAACCCUAACCAGCUGCUCCUGGUGAGCCCAGAGGCACUGGUGGUGUGUGGGAGUGUCCACCAGGGUAUCUGUGAGCUACGGAGCCUGGGACAGAUCGGGCAGCUGCUGCUCCGGCCAGAGCGGCCUGGGGAUACCCAGUAUGUGGCUGCAAAUGACCCUGCAGUUAGCACAGUGGGGCUAGUUGCCCAGGGCUUGUUGGGGGAGCCCCUCCUGUUUGUGGGGCGGGGGUACACCAGCAAGGGCGUAAGUGGUGGUAUUCCUCCCAUUACAACCCGGGCCCUGCGACCACUAGACCCCCAAGCUGCCUUCUCUUAUGAGGAGACAGCCAAGCUGGCAGUAGGCCGCCUCUCUGAGUACAGCCAUCACUUCGUGAGUGCCUUUGUUCGUGGGGCCAGUGCCUACUUCCUGUUCCUGCGGCGAGACCUGAAGGCCCCUUCCAGAGCUUUCCGUGCCUAUGUGUCCCGAGUGUGCCUUCAGGACCAGCAUUACUACUCGUAUGUGGAACUGCCCCUGGCCUGCCAGGGUGGCCGCUAUGGUUGGAUCCAGGCUGCCUCUGUGGCCACAUCCAAGGAGGUGGCCCGUGGGGAAGUGCUCUUCGCAGCCUUCUCCUCAGUGGCUCCUCCCACUGUGGACUGGCCCCUGUCGGCUUCUACUGGGGCAUCUGGAACCUCUGUGCUCUGUGCCUUCCCCCUGGAUGAGGUAGACCAGCUUGCUAAUUAUACUCGAGAUGCCUGUUACACCCGGGAAGGCCUUGCUGAGAACGGGACCAAGGUGGCUGACAUUGCAUACGAUGUCCUUUCUGACUGUGCACAGCUGCCAGUGGAUACCCCGGAUGCCUUUCCCUGUGGCUCAGACCACACACCCAGCCCCAUGGUCAGCUGUGUCCCUUUGGAAGCCACACCAAUUCUGGAGCUGCCAGGGGUUCAGCUAACAGCUGUGGCAGUCACCAUGGAGGAUGGACACACCAUUGCCUUCCUGGGUGACAGUCAAGGACAGUUGCAUAGGGUCUACUUGGGCCCUGGAAGAAGUGUUGCCCCAUACUCUAAACAGAGCAUCCAGCCAGGGUCUGCUGUGAGCAGAGACCUUACCUUUGAUGGUACCUUUGAGCAUCUGUAUGUAGUGACCCAGACUACCCUUGUGAAGGUUCCUGUGGCCCCUUGUGCUGAGCGUCUGGACUGUGACUCUUGCCUUGCCCACAGGGACCCUUACUGUGGAUGGUGUGUGCUCCUGGGCAGAUGUACUCGCCGGUCAGAGUGCUCCAGGGGCCAGGGGCCAGAGCAGUGGCUGUGGAGCUUCCAGUCGGAACUGGGCUGUCUUCGAGUGGUGGCUGUGAGCCCUGCCAAUAUCAGUCGGGAGGAGAAGAGGGAGGUUUCCUUGUCGGUGCCAGGCCUGCCGUCUCUUUGGCCGGGGGAAUCAUAUUUCUGUUACUUUGGAGACCAUCAGAGUCCUGCUCUACUGACUGGUUCUGGUGUGAUGUGCCCCUCCCCAGACCCUAGUGAGGCUCCGAUGCUGCACAGAGGAGCCGACCACAUCUCCGUGAACGUGGAGCUCAGGUUUGGUGCCGUGGUGAUCGCCAACACUUCCCUCUCGUUCUAUGACUGCAUGGCAGUUACUGGGCUGUUCCCAUCUGCUCCGUGCCGGGCCUGUGUGAGCAGCCGCUGGGGGUGUAACUGGUGUGUGUGGCAGCACCUGUGCACACACAAGGCCUCGUGUGGUGCUGGGCCCAUGGUGGCAAGCCAACAGAGCCCACUCCUCUCCCUAGUCCCUCCUGCAAGGGAUGUGCUCACUCCGUCCCCACCCACAGUCCCCACAGCCGCAGUCCCCCCUGCUCCCAGCACCUUCCCAGUGGAGCCUAGGGCUCCCUCCACAGUUGCAGAUGUCCUACCCGGGGCCAGGCGGGCGGGUCCUGGCCCCAUACUUUCCCCUACCUCCACAGAGUCACCUCUCCCUGAGAAGCCCCUCCUUUCUGACCUCCCUAUCACACCUGGAACCACUGUCCCUACCCCUGCUGACUUGGAACCAGGGACCACACCUGAGGACCUCUCGGCCUCCUACCCAUUCCCCUCAGAUGCAGGCACAGUGCCCCCUGCAGAGCCUGGCCCUGAGGCCCUGCCCUCCAUGGGGGCUCUGGACCAGCCCCCUGGCACUGCUCCUGUCACCACUUUCCCAGGGGCCAAUGGCUCCAUGAAGCCUAUUCUGGAUUGGCUCGUGAAAGAAGGCGGCGAGCUGCCCGAGGCGGAUGAGUGGAUGGGGGUUGACACGCCCGCCUUCUCCACUUCCACACUCCUCUCAGGUGAUGGAGACUCAGCAGAGCGCGAGGGCUCUCCUGCCCCCCUCAUCCUCCUGUCCAGCCUCGACUACCAGUACGACACCCCCGGGCUCUGGGAGCUGGGAGAGAUGAGUCAGAGGGUGAGCUCCUGCCCUUGUGUGGAGAAUGUUCAAGGCUCCUUGCUGAUACCGGUCCACGUGGAGCGAGAAAUCCAGCUUCGAGGCAGGAACCUGUGGCUCUUCCAGGAUGGCCCAAGGAACAGCGAAUGUGUGAUGGAGCUGGAGGGCCUGGAGGUUGCAGUUGAGGCCCAGGUUGAAUGUGCGCCACCUCCAGACACCUGGUGCCACAUCAAGUGCCAGCAACACCAGUUCAGCUACAAGGCUUUGCAGCCAGAACUCCAAGUGGGGCUGUUCGUGCGUUGGGCGGGCGGCCUGCGUGUGGACAGUGCUGAUGGGCUGUAUGUGGUACUGUAUGACUGCUCCGUGGGACAUGGGGACUGCAGCCGCUGCCAGACUGCCAUGCCCCAGUACGGCUGUGUGUGGUGUGAGGGGGAGCACCCGCGUUGUGUGGCCCGGGAAGCCUGCUAUGAAGCUGAGACAGUGGCCACUCAGUGCCCUGCACCUCUCAUCCACUCGGUGGAACCACUGACUGGACCUAUAGACGGAGGUACCCGUGUCACCAUCAGGGGCUCCAACCUGGGCCAGCACGUACGGGACGUGCUGGGCAUGGUCAGAGUGGCUGCAGUGCCCUGUGCUGUCGAUGCUGGGGAAUACGAGGUCUCUAGUAGUCUUGUGUGCGUCACUGGGACCACCCGGGAGGAAGUGACUGGCGCUGUGGCAGUGGAGGUGCCUGGAAGAGGGCGCAGUGUCUCAGAGUUCAACUUUGCCUACCAGGAUCCAAAAGUACACUCCAUCUUCCCAGACCGAGGCCCCAGAGCCGGAGGCACCCGCCUCACGAUUCAUGGUUCUAAGCUCCUGACAGGGCUGCUAGAGGACAUCCGUGUGGUGGUUGGUGACCAGCCUUGUCACUUGCUGCGGGAGCAGCAGUCUGAGCGGCUGUGCUGUGAGACCAGCCCUUAUCCCGUGCCUGCUGAGCUUCCAGUGGCUGUCUGGUUUGGGACUACUGAGCGGAAGCUGCAGCAUGGCCAAUUCAAGUAUACAUCGGACCCCAAUGUCACCUCUGUGGGCCCCACCAAGAGCUUCUUCAGUGGAGGACGUGAGAUACGGGUCCGUGGCCAGAAUCUGGAUGUGGUACAGAUGCCAAGAAUCCGAGUGACUAUGGUCCCAAGAAUGCUACAGCCUGGCCAGGAGCUUGGACAGAGGCAUCCUGUGGUCCCUGAGAAAAUUGAGGAGCCUUGUCUUGUGAAUUCCUCCCAUCUUAUCGUGUGCCGCACACCUGCCCUCCCCAGCCCACCAGAGGACCCUUGGGUCCAGGUGGAGUUUAUCCUGGACAAUGUGGUCUUUGACUUUGCUACACUGAGCGCCAUACCCUUCUCCUAUGAAGCUGACCCUACUUUGCAUUCUCUCAACCCCGAGGAUCCCACCACACCAUUCCGGCACAAGCCAGGGAGUGUGUUCUCUGUGGAGGGGGAGAAUCUCGACCUUGCCAUGUCUAAGGAGGAGGUGGUGGCCAUGAUAGGAGAUGGCCCCUGCGUGGUGAAGACACUGACCCGACACCACCUGUACUGUGAGCCGCCUGUGGAGCAGCCCCUGCCACAGCACCAUGCCCUCCAGGAGGCACCAGAUGCUUUGCCUGAGUUCACGGUACGGAUGGGCAACCUACUCUUCUCCCUGGGCCACGUACAGUAUGAUGGCGAGAGCCCUGUGGCUUUUCCUGUGGCGGCCCAAGUGGGUUUGGGAGUAGGCACAUCUCUCCUGGCCCUGGCUGUCAUCAUCAUUGUUCUCAUAUACAGGAGGAAGAGCAAGCAGGCCCUGAGGGACUAUAAGAAAGUGCAGAUCCAGUUGGAGAAUCUGGAGAGCAGUGUUCGGGACCGCUGUAAGAAGGAGUUUACAGACCUCAUGACCGAGAUGACCGACCUCACCAGUGACCUCCUUGGCAGCGGCAUCCCCUUCCUUGACUACAAGGUGUAUGCAGAGAGGGUCUUCUUCCCUGGGUACCGGGAGUCACCCUUGCACAGGGACCUCGGCGUGCCUGACAGCAGGCGACCCACUGUGGAACAGGGCCUGGGCCAGCUCUCCAACCUGCUUAACAGCAAGCUUUUCCUCACCAAGUUCAUCCACACGCUGGAGAGUCAGCGAACCUUCUCUGCUCGGGACCGUGCCUAUGUGGCAUCUCUGCUCACUGUGGCACUUCACGGGAAGCUUGAAUACUUCACUGACAUCCUCCGUACUCUACUUAGUGACCUGGUGGCCCAAUAUGUGGCCAAGAACCCCAAGCUGAUGCUGCGCAGGACAGAGACUGUGGUGGAGAAGCUGCUCACCAACUGGAUGUCCAUCUGCCUCUACACCUUUGUGAGGGACUCUGUAGGAGAGCCUCUAUACAUGCUCUUUCGAGGGAUUAAGCAUCAAGUGGACAAGGGGCCCGUGGACAGUGUGACUGGCAAAGCCAAAUAUACCCUGAACGACAACCGCCUGCUCAGAGAGGAUGUGGAGUACCGUCCCCUGACCUUGAAUGCUCUUCUGGCUGUGGGGCCUGGCGCAGGAGAGGCCCAGGGUAUAGCUGUGAAGGUCCUGGACUGUGACACCAUCUCCCAAGCCAAGGAGAAGAUGCUCGACCAGCUUUAUAAGGGAGUGCCUCUUGCCCAACGGCCAGACUCUCGCACCUUGGAUGUUGAAUGGCGGUCUGGAGUGGCGGGCCACCUCAUCCUUUCUGAUGAAGAUGUCACUUCUGAGGUCCAGGGUCUGUGGAGACGUCUCAAUACCCUGCAGCAUUACAAGGUUCCAGAUGGAGCAACAGUGGCCCUAGUCCCCUGCCUUACAAAGCAUGUGCUUAGGGAAAACCAGGAUUACGUCCCUGGAGAACGGACGCCAAUGCUGGAAGACGUAGAUGAGGGGGGCAUCCGGCCCUGGCACCUGGUAAAGCCAAGUGAGGAGCCAGAACCUCCCAGGCCUCGGAGGGGCAGCCUUCGGGGUGGGGAGCGUGAGCGAGCCAAGGCCAUUCCUGAGAUCUACCUGACACGCCUGCUGUCCAUGAAGGGCACACUGCAGAAGUUUGUGGAUGACCUGUUCCAGGUGAUUCUCGGCGCCAGCCGCCCCGUGCCGCUGGCUGUCAAGUACUUCUUUGACUUGCUAGAUGAACAGGCUCAGCAGCACGGCAUCUCCGAUCAGGAUACCAUCCACAUCUGGAAGACCAACAGCCUGCCGCUGAGAUUCUGGAUUAACAUCAUCAAAAACCCACAGUUCGUGUUCGAUGUGCAGACGUCUGACAACAUGGAGGCAGUGCUCCUCGUCAUUGCACAGACCUUCAUGGAUGCCUGCACCCUGGCCGACCACAAACUGGGCAGGGACUCCCCCAUCAACAAGCUUCUGUAUGCUCGAGAUAUUCCCCGUUACAAACAGAUGGUAGAAAGGUACUAUACAGACAUCAGACAGACUGUCCCGGCCAGUGACCAAGAGAUGAACUCAGUCCUAGCAGAGCUGUCCCGGAACUACUCUGGCGACCUUGGGGCACGUGUGGCUCUGCACGAACUCUACAAGUAUAUCAACAAGUACUAUGACCAGAUCAUCACUGCCCUGGAGGAGGAUGGCACUGCUCAGAAGAUGCAGCUCGGGUACCGGCUCCAGCAGAUUGCUGCUGCUGUGGAAAAUAAGGUCACAGAUCUAUAGGGACCAGGGAGUCCUGGCCGGCUGUUGUCUCAGCACCCCCUGGGCAGCCCUGGGAUCGCAAGGAGAGGCCACCCUCGUAGAUGCCUGUAGUGACUGAGAAGCGGAGUUUAAUGAAAGGUGGCUCCCAAACUCCCGCUGGCUUCGGCCUCGGCCCACUUGGGCCCACCUUGUAGGCAUGGGACCUGCUGGCUCAGUUGGUAGUACCAGGCCUGCCCCAAGAAUGGUGACUCUGUGACAUACUUGCUGGGUGACGCCAGCCUGCAGGAAACUGAGGACUUAGGGUUUCCAGAGAAUGUCUGGUAAGGCCCCUGGGGAGACUGUACUGUUGUUAAGCACUGGCCUGUGUCCUAUCAGAAAUCAGAGGAAGGAAGAACGCCCUCCCACUUCCUGUCCUCUUCAUCCAUCCAUCCUCGACCUCAGUUUAGCUUCCUCUGCCCUUGUUCCCGGUUGCCAAUUGAGGGGGGGGGGCUUUCUGGGCUGCUGCUGCCUGAGCAGGCACGGUGCCUCAGGCCCACCCUGUCUUCAGGUGGCUGGUGGGGAAGGACAGCACUGGCCCACGGAUGCUGCAGCUCUUCACUCAAGGGGAACACAUGGUGUGGAGUCUGAGAUGGACGCACUGGCCCUUCCGCUAACUGGCAGUGGUUGGGGGACAUGGGCACAGUCACACUGAAGGGUCUCCUGACCUCUCUGAAAGGCCCUACACUGCAGGCAGGCAGUUUCUCGCUGGCUCCUCGGUGGGGUCAGCUUCCUGGAAAGGAGCAUAUAGGGCUCAGGGAGAUCUGGGCCCUGGUGAGGAGGGCAGGUUCUCCAUCUCCAAGGGGUCCCCCUUGGUUGCAGGUUGUGCUAACUUCAUGUUCCAUACAUUUUCUAAGGAAUUGGGAAAGCGUGGCAUCAUUAAAGGUGACUGCAGGCACUGUGGGUCUCAAGGGUCCUGGUCCAUGGCCCUGUUUCUAGACCUGACUUCCAUGUUGCUGUCCUUGUCAGGGUACUUAAGGCAGGGCUCACAGCCAACCACCUGCCUGUGUGGUGGCCCCGUAGCUGGUAUUUCCCUGUUUGAAGCUGUAGAUGAGCUUCAAGGCCACUGUACGGAGAUGUCCGUGGCCAGCUGGGUCAGUAGUGCUGGAGGUUGAGGACACACUAGGCCUUUCUAGGUGAGGGCCUCAGUGUCGUCCUCAGAGCGCUCCCCCUGGGCCUUGCUAUUGUAUACCACCCGUGAUCCAGCCACCUGUGGGGCCUUCCCUGAGGGUUUGAAGAGAUGGGCUGAUAGGGUUCCAGGAAGAGUCCUUUCUUUUCAUCCCUAAAGUCCUUGUCCUCAGGAUAGAUAGCAGGAGCCAUGUUGGUUUUCAUUCCAGGGGUAAUCACAGCUGCUAUUUCUGUCAUCUCUAACAUCCUGUCUGCCCAUGCCUGCCAGAUGUGAGGAGCCACAGUCGCAGAUGGGGUCAGCAGUCAGGCCCUCACUUGGGAGCAUGUGAACCUCAGUACUAAUCAUAGCUGCCUUAGUCCAGAUUUUAUCCUCACUCAGUGUUUCUGCCUCCCCCAUGGCUAACCAUGGGGUUGAGUCUAGGAACAAGGCUGACAAGGGAAUGAGGUCUUGGCUAGACUUCAGACAGGCAGAGAGGGAGCGACAGAGCUGCACCUCUGCCCCAGGCUUGGGCUUCCGCGGUCUUUGGGAGUCUUGUGAGGAGGUGCAGGUUCCUGGGGAGCAAGGCUUUCAAGUACCUGCACGCUUGGGCAAGCGCUCGCGGGAAGGGCGGGCACUGAACGUGCACUGAGUCACUCAUGUCUCACCCUCACGGAACAUUGUGAUAGAGGAUGUCAUGAAAAUAAAAACCUUACCACAUAAGA
Messenger RNA from Phodopus roborovskii (desert hamster), 8456 nucleotides. RefSeq names its product plexin B1 (gene Plxnb1). The coding region runs from base 273 to 6611 and encodes 2112 amino acids. Lineage: Eukaryota; Metazoa; Chordata; Mammalia; Rodentia; Cricetidae. Gene Ontology annotation, molecular function: semaphorin receptor activity; protein binding. The transcript has 38 exons. Gene Ontology annotation, cellular component: semaphorin receptor complex. The record is from RefSeq and is a predicted model, not a curated record. Gene Ontology annotation, biological process: negative regulation of cell adhesion; regulation of GTPase activity; semaphorin-plexin signaling pathway involved in axon guidance.